This is a messenger RNA of Tachyglossus aculeatus (Australian echidna), 6308 nucleotides long. RefSeq names its product calcium voltage-gated channel subunit alpha1 I (gene CACNA1I). The record is from RefSeq and is a predicted model, not a curated record. Gene Ontology annotation, biological process: calcium ion import; calcium ion transmembrane transport; neuronal action potential. The transcript has 35 exons. Gene Ontology annotation, cellular component: neuron projection; plasma membrane; voltage-gated calcium channel complex. The annotation marks the transcript as partial. Gene Ontology annotation, molecular function: low voltage-gated calcium channel activity; voltage-gated sodium channel activity. NCBI's taxonomy places the organism in Eukaryota, Metazoa, Chordata, Mammalia, Monotremata, Tachyglossidae.
UGGUUCGAGUGCGUCAGCAUGAUGGUGAUUCUCCUGAACUGUGUCACCCUGGGGAUGUACCAGCCCUGUGAGGAUAUGGACUGCCUCUCUGAUCGCUGCAAAAUCCUGCAGGUGUUCGACGACUUCAUCUUCAUCUUCUUUGCCAUGGAGAUGGUGCUGAAAAUGGUGGCCCUGGGCAUCUUUGGCAAGAAGUGCUACCUCGGGGACACCUGGAACCGUCUGGAUUUCUUCAUCGUCAUGGCAGGGAUGGUGGAAUACUCCCUGGACCUUCAGAACAUCAACCUGUCGGCGAUCCGCACAGUCCGGGUCCUGAGGCCCCUCAAAGCCAUCAACCGGGUGCCCAGCAUGCGGAUCCUGGUGAACCUUCUCCUGGACACGCUGCCCAUGCUGGGAAACGUCCUGCUGCUCUGCUUCUUUGUCUUCUUCAUCUUCGGCAUCAUCGGCGUGCAGCUGUGGGCCGGCCUGCUCCGCAACCGCUGCUUCCUGGAGGACAACUUCACCCUCAAGCAGGGCGACAUCACCCUCCCCCCUUACUACCAGCCCGAGGAGGACGACGAGACGCCCUUCAUCUGCUCGCUGUCGGGGGACAACGGUAUCAUGGGAUGCCACGAGAUCCCGCCUCUCAAGGAGCGGGGCCACGAGUGUUGCCUGGACAAGGACAGCGUGGCCUUAGAGCGGUCCGGGCGCCAAGAGCACAAUGCCAGCGGCCUGUGCGUCAACUGGAACCAGUACUACAACGUGUGCCGCCCCGGCAGCGCCAACCCCCACAAGGGCGCCAUCAACUUCGACAACAUCGGCUACGCCUGGAUCGUCAUCUUCCAGGUGAUCACCCUGGAAGGCUGGGUGGAGAUCAUGUACUACGUGAUGGACGCUCAUUCCUUCUACAACUUCAUCUACUUUAUCCUGCUCAUUAUAGUGGGCUCCUUCUUCAUGAUCAACCUGUGCCUCGUCGUCAUAGCGACCCAGUUCUCGGAGACCAAGCAGAGGGAGCACCGGCUGAUGCAGGAGCAGAGGCAACGAUACCUGUCGUCCAGCACGGUGGCCAGUUACACGGAGCCCGGCGACUGCUACGAGGAGAUCUUCCAGUACGUCUGCCACAUCCUGCGCAAGGCCAAACGCCGCCUCCUGGGCCUCUACCACACCCUGCAAACCCGCCGCCACCGCCGCUGCCAUCGAGGCCUGGGCCGGGGCCAGCCGGAGCCGGGCGGUGACCCCCCAGGGGCCUGGGGGAACGGGAAACCACAGAAACAUUACAAGCUUUGCCAGAAACACAACCCCCUCGACUACCCGCCGCACACCCUCGUCCAGCCCAUCUCGGUGACGCUGACCUCUGACCCCGCCAACUGCCCCAGAUGCCAGCGGGCCCAGCGGGAGGCGGCCCGGCGGCUCUCCGGCCUGGACAGCCCGCCCUCGGACCGGGAGGAGGGGUCCGGCGGCGGCCGGGGGGAGGCCAGCGGGAGCAGCGACGGCACCUCAGAGCUGGAGAAGGAGGAGGAGGACGGGGACCGAGGGGGCCUGAGGUGGCUGUGCGGGGCCGUGUGGAGGGAGAUCAGGGCCAGGCUGCGCGGGAUCGUCGACAGCAAGUACUUCAACCGCGGCAUCAUGAUCGCCAUCCUGGUGAACACCAUCAGCAUGGGGAUCGAACACCACGAACAGCCCGAGGAGCUGACCAACAUCCUGGAAAUCAGCAACGUGGUGUUCACCAGCAUGUUUGCGCUGGAGAUGAUCCUGAAGCUGGCAGCCUUCGGCCUCUUCGACUACCUCCGCAACCCAUACAACAUCUUCGACAGCAUCAUCGUCAUCAUCAGCAUCUGGGAGAUCAUCGGCCAGUCGGACGGGGGCCUGUCGGUGCUGAGGACGUUCCGGCUUCUGCGCGUGCUGAAGCUGGUGCGGUUCAUGCCCGCGCUGCGUCGUCAGCUGGUUGUCCUCAUGAAGACCAUGGACAAUGUGGCCACCUUCUGCAUGCUGCUCAUGCUCUUCAUCUUCAUCUUCAGCAUCCUGGGGAUGCACAUCUUCGGCUGCAAAUUCAGCCUCAGGACGGACACGGGGGACACGGUUCCGGACCGCAAGAACUUCGACUCCCUGCUGUGGGCCAUCGUCACCGUGUUCCAGAUCCUGACGCAGGAGGACUGGAAUAUGGUGCUGUACAAUGGCAUGGCCUCCACCUCGCCCUGGGCCUCCCUUUACUUUGUAGCCCUCAUGACCUUCGGCAACUAUGUGCUCUUCAAUUUGCUGGUGGCCAUCCUGGUGGAGGGCUUCCAGGCAGAGGGAGAUGCCAACCGCUCGUACUCGGAUGAGGACCAGAGCUCAUCCAACAUGGAGGAGUUUGAGAAGUUCAGGGACGGCCAGGAGGGCUGCUCUGAUCCCAAACUCUGCACAAUCCCCAUGACCCCAAAUGGACACCUGGACCCCAACCUCCCGCUCCCCAGCCAGCCUCUGGCUGCAGGCGGGGUGCUGCCUGCCCCCCGGAAUUCCCUGCAGCCCGACCAGAUGCUCAUCGCCCUAGGAUCCCGGAAGAGCAGCGUGAUGUCUCUGGGGAGGAUGAGCUAUGACCAGCGGUCCCUGUCCAGCUCGCGCAGCUCCUACUACGGGGCUUGGGGUCGCAGCGGGGCCUGGGGGAGCCGCCGGGCCAGCUGGAACAGCCUGGCCCGGGGCCACAGCCUGAAGCACCAGCCCACGUCCGCCGAGCACGAGUCCCUGCUGUCCGGGGAGAGGCCCGUGGCGGCUGACGGGGAGCGAGGCGGGGCCCGGGGGGCCCACCAUCACCGCCGGACGCUCUCCCUGGACACCAAGGACCCCUCUGACCUGGUGGAGGUGCCCCCUGCCCUCCCCCCAGCUCACCCCCGGGCCCCCCGCAAGGUGGGCACCACCCCGGGGGCCGGGGAACACCAGAACUGCAAUGGCAAGAUGCCCGGAGUUGCCAAGGACGUCUUCACUAAGAUGAACGACCCGGAGGGCCACGGGGAGGACGACGAAGAGAUGGAUUACACCCUGUGUUUCCGCAUCCGGAAGAUGAUGGACGUCUACAAGCCAGACUGGUGUGAGAUCCGUGAAGACUGGUCCAUCUACCUUUUCUCCCCUCAGAACAGGUUUCGGGUGCUCUGCCAAACCAUCAUCGCCCACAGACUCUUCGACUACGUGGUCCUGGCCUUCAUUUUCCUCAACUGCAUCACCAUCGCCCUGGAGAGGCCUCAGAUUGAGAACCGCAGCACGGAGAGGAUCUUCCUCACAGUCUCCAACUACAUCUUCACUGCCAUCUUUGUGGCUGAGAUGACGCUCAAGGUGGUCUCACUGGGCCUGUAUUUCGGGGAGCAGGCCUAUCUCCGCAGCAGCUGGAACAUCCUGGACGGCUUCCUGGUCUUCGUGUCCAUCAUCGACAUCGUGGUCUCCAUGGCCUCCGCGGGCGGCGCCAAGAUCCUGGGCGUCCUCCGUGUCCUCCGCCUCCUCCGCACCCUUCGCCCCCUCCGGGUGAUCAGCCGGGCUCCGGGCCUGAAGCUGGUGGUGGAAACCCUGAUCUCCUCCCUGAAGCCCAUCGGGAACAUCGUCCUCAUCUGCUGCGCCUUCUUCAUCAUCUUCGGCAUCCUGGGAGUGCAGCUCUUCAAAGGGAAAUUCUACCACUGCCUGGGCCUGGACAUCCGCAACAUCACCAACCGCUCCGACUGUUUGGCCGCCAACUACCGAUGGGUGCACCACAAGUACAACUUCGACAACUUGGGCCAGGCCCUGAUGUCCCUCUUCGUUCUGGCCUCGAAGGACGGCUGGGUCAAUAUCAUGUAUAACGGACUGGAUGCGGUGGCUGUAGACCAGCAGCCGGUGACCAACAAUAACCCCUGGAUGCUCCUGUACUUCAUCUCCUUCCUCCUCAUCGUCAGCUUCUUCGUGCUGAACAUGUUCGUGGGCGUGGUGGUGGAGAACUUCCACAAGUGCCGGCAGCACCAGGAGGCCGAGGAGGCCCGGCGGCGUGAGGAGAAACGACUACGGCGCCUCGACAAGAAGCGCAGGAAAGCCCAGAGGCUGCCGUACUAUGCCACGUACUGCCCCACUCGCCUCCUCAUCCACUCUGUCUGUACCAGCCACUACCUGGACAUCUUCAUCACCUUCAUCAUCUGCCUCAACGUGGUCACUAUGUCCCUGGAGCACUACAACCAGCCAGUGUCCCUGGAGAUCGCCCUCAAAUACUGCAACUACAUGUUCACCACUGUGUUUGUACUGGAGGCCGUGCUGAAGCUGGUGGCCUUCGGGCUGAGACGCUUCUUCAAAGACAGGUGGAACCAGCUGGAUCUGGCCAUCGUGCUACUGUCAGUCAUGGGCAUCACCCUGGAGGAGAUUGAGAUCAACGCCGCCCUGCCCAUCAACCCCACCAUCAUCCGCAUUAUGAGAGUCCUGCGGAUCGCCCGCGUGCUGAAGCUCCUGAAGAUGGCCACAGGGAUGCGGGCAUUACUGGACACGGUAGUACAGGCCCUUCCCCAGGUGGGGAACCUUGGCCUGCUCUUCAUGCUCCUCUUCUUCAUCUACGCAGCCCUAGGAGUGGAGCUCUUUGGGAAACUGGUGUGCAAUGAGGAGAACCCCUGUGAGGGCAUGAGUCGCCACGCCACCUUCGAGAACUUCGGCAUGGCCUUCUUGACGCUCUUCCAGGUCUCCACUGGCGACAACUGGAAUGGAAUCAUGAAGGAUACCCUCCGGGAUUGCACCCACGAUGAGCGCAGCUGUCUGAGCAACCUGCAGUUCAUCUCGCCCCUGUACUUCGUCAGCUUCGUGCUCACAGCUCAGUUCGUCCUCAUCAACGUGGUCGUGGCCGUGCUCAUGAAGCACCUGGACGACAGCAACAAGGAGGCUCAGGAGGACGCCGAGAUGGAUGCCGAGAUCGAGCUGGAGAUGGCGCACGGGCUGUGCCCCCGGGGGACCAGCCCACUGGGCCCCUGCAGGGGGGCAGGAGGAGCAGGAGGAGCGGGCGACCCCGAGGGCCAUCUCUGCAUGAAGUGCUACUCUCCUGCCCAGGAGAACUUGUGGCUGGACAGUGUCUCUUUAAUUAUUAAGGACUCCUUCGAAGGGGAGUUAAUGAUCAUCGAUAACCUUUCAGGCUCCGUCUUCCACCAUUACUCCUCGCCGGCCGUGUGCGAGAAGUGUAACCAUGACAUGCAAGAGGUCCAGCUGGCGGAAACGGAAGCUUUCUCCCUGAACUCGGACAAGUCCUCUUCCGUCCUGCUGGGAGACGACCUCAGCCUGGAUGACCCCGGCCUCUGCCCGCCCGGCACCAAGGGAAGCAAGGGCGAACCAGAGACCCCGGACUCCAUCAGCAUGGGAGACUUGGGUGAAUGCUUCUUCCCGCCAUCUAACCUUGCAGUUACUCCACCUGCAGAGAGUUACCUGGGGGAGAUGGAGACCACCCCCUUCCACCCUGUCCCUGCUACGUGGCUUGAGCAGGAGAGCAGCCCAGUUCCUUCGAGCCCUUUCUCUCCGGACACCCCCAGCCCUCUCUUGCCUGUGCCAGCCGAGUUCUUUCAGCCGGUCAUCUCUGCCAGCCAGCAGGGCCAGGAGAAAACUGCCCACCCCGGGAGCCUCCCCAUGAUCUCCCUGCAGGGCUCCUGGGCGACCCUUCGCCCCCCAACCGUGAACUGCACACGUCUCCGUCAGCCCCCCGAGAGCGACCCCUCCCUGGAUGACAGCGGGAGCAGCUCGGAGGGCAGCCUGCAGACCACCCUGGAGGACAGCCUGAACUUGAGCGACUCCCCGCAGCGUCCCUUGGACCUCCCUGCCGCCCUCUUCCCACGCCCGAUGGGCAGCGCCCACAGAACUGCGACGGCCCCACCGUCCCCGGCCUCCCGGCCCCCAGGCCCUCGCACCCUCGGCCUCCGCGGGCUCCGGAGGCACCAACGCAGCCUCAGCAGCGGUGGGAGCACCAGCCCCGGCUGCGCCCGCCACGACUCCAUGGACCCUUCGGAUGAGGAGGGGACGGGGGGCGGCCUGCGGGGAGGUGGCCCCGGUGCCGAGCCCUUGGAGGCUCUGAGCACCCUCUCGCUGACUGCCCUCUUCUCGCCCCCGGGCCUGGCCCUCACCAAGAAACGCGGCAGUGCCAGCAGCCUCUCCUGCGCCACCCUGUCCUCCCGGGGCCUGGUGGCGGUGACCAGCAGACCGCCGUGCUCCGCCGGCCCCUAUGGCCUCCUCUCUGGGCCCGCCUGGGUGACGGACUUCUGCGAGGACCCCCCCGCCCAGAGCCAGGCAGCAGAGUGCGGCCCACUGCCCGUUCCCAAGCUAGAGCUGGGACCAGGCCCGAGCAAGAGGAACAGAUGAGGGUCCUGCCUGGAGUG